AUGGGUUGUCAAUUAGACUACGACCCGAAUUUUGAACGGUUCAAGGCAAGCCUAGGCCAGCCGCAGCUUGCUGGGUGGUUCGACAUACACCGCCUGAAAUACAAGAGUCAAUGCCCCUGGAAUCUCACCCAGUCGCAGACUGUCAAGGAGUACUACAUGGAUUUCAUGAAUCAGGUUGGAGGGCCGGUGGGCUGGACAGGCACUUAUCCGUUGGUCUUCACCAAGGGUAAAACGGCGGUCGAGAAUGAUCCCCAAGCCAGGGAAGACGAGGUCUGUUCUACGGCGGGGGGCAAGCCUAACAAGUAUGGUGUUGACGAACAAUAUUGCCGGGCAGUGGUCAAGGACUGCGCUUUGAAGGAAACAAGGAAGAACCCGAACGCCAGCGCGGACGAUUUCAUCAAGUGCGCGGACACUAAGCUCAUGCGAAAUCAUUGA
Molecule: messenger RNA, 435 nt
Organism: Metarhizium acridum CQMa 102
Lineage: Eukaryota; Fungi; Ascomycota; Sordariomycetes; Hypocreales; Clavicipitaceae
Source: RefSeq, a predicted model, not a curated record